CAUCAUUUCUUUUAAACGAAGCAAUAAAGAUAGAAAGCCAUAAAAGCUGUGAGGGUGUCCCUUUCCAAAGGUGUAAAGGAUUGGAUUACUCUUCCCUAGAGAUGAGAUGUAAAUUGUAAUGUAACCGUAGCCAAGGGUUCUAACAUCUAACAUCUAACAUCUAACUAGCAAGUAAAAAAUAAAAAAUAAAAAAUAAAAAAGAGAGGGUGAAAUUUGAAAGAUUGAAUGAAUGAGUUUUGGAUGGGUUGGUGGUGGUGUCAUCAUGUAUGUAUGUCUAUGUAGUAUGUAGUACAAGAACAGCAGUGAUACUGAUGAGAGCACAGCAGAGAGAAAUUAAAUUAAAUGAGAUGCUAUGCUAUGCUAUGCUAAACACUUAACAUUCAUUCUCACUUCUGAAUUCUGACCCAAACACUGCCUCUUAUCAGUUAUCCGGUUAUCCCUCAUCCGCGUUUGGCAUGGAACGUCGAAAAUUGAAUGGCAGGGAAUAGCAACCGCUGUCCAGGAGGAAAAGCGUCUUGUAAAAAUCGUGAUAAUAAACAAAAGCAAACAGCGCCUGAGUCUGGAUCCCCAAAGGAAGAACCAACUCCAGGAGGAGCAGGAGCAACGGCAACGGCAACAGCAACGGAAACGGGGUUUCUCGGCUUCGGUGGAGCAUGCGGGUGGAACGACGUCGUCCAGGCAGGGCAUGGUGAGAGGGGAGAUAGUGGAGGUUGAAGGGGGUCACAUUGUGCGGUCCACAGGGCGGAAGGACCGUCACAGCAAGGUAUGCACCGCCAAAGGGCCCAGAGACCGACGGGUCAGGCUUUCGGCCCACACCGCUAUUCAAUUCUACGACGUCCAGGACCGCCUCGGCUACGACCGCCCCAGUAAGGCCGUCGACUGGCUCAUCAAUAAAGCCAAGUCCGCCAUCGACCAACUCGCGCACCUCCCUCCUUGGAAACCCACGCUCCCAACGCACCUUAAUAACACCCCGCAAAACGACGACGAAUCGGAGAAACACAGCCACAGCCACAACCAAAACCCUAACCCCAACCAAAACCCCGAUGUGGGGAUUCUCAACCACUUCAACGAGAACGACAACCAAGAGAACCAGAACGUUCACCAGGAUGGGGGAGGUUCAGGUUCGGGGUUUCUUCCGUUGGAUAACGAGGCGAUUAGGUCGUUCUUCCCCACGACGACGUCGUCGUUGAUUCAGUUCCAUAACUACCCGCCGGAUUUGCUUUCGAGGACGAGCAGCCAGGACCUGAGACUCUCGCUACAGUCGCUGCAGGACCCGAUUAUGCUGCACCAGAGCAACAACGAGCACGUGCUAUUCGCAGGGUUUGAUAACAUGGUAGCGUGGAAUAAUGCUGCUAAUGAUACGGGUGGUGGUGGAGGUGGAGGAGGAGGAGGAGGGUUUGUGUUUAACGCUCCUUCGCCUUUGCAAGGGCCGGCCACGGUGGCGUCGCCGGCGGUGGUGUUUGGCCAGAGCCACAGCCACGGCCACGGCCACGGCCACGGCCAGUAUCUUUCUCAGAGGGGACCCCUUCAGUCCAGUAACAGCCCUUCCGUUCGUGCGUGGAUUGACGCGCCGUCGUUUGUGGCCGCAGAUUAUCAUCAUCAUCAUCGACAUCACUAUCUGUCGCCUGCGGCGGCGGCGGCGGCGUUGGUGUAUCAGUCUUCUCCUUCUUCGGCAUUUGCGCCGCCCGGUGGCUUCUCGGGUUUCCGCGUGCCGGCACGAAUUCAGGGCGAGGAGGAGCACGACGGCGUGUCGGAUAAGCUGUCCUCUGCUUCCUCCGAUUCUCGCCGUUGAACCGCUGCAGCCUCGCUGAUUUCGGUCUCCUUCGGUGUGUGAUGGGUUUCUGCAGGGAGGAGAUGGAUUUCGACCCGGAAUGGUUCGGUUCAGUGGAGUAUGCUUCUGGGAGGAAGAAAAUCUGGGAGUUGAAUUUCCAGGUUUUUUUAAUUCUCCAGAUUGUUAUGUUAAAUUAUUUAUGUUUUUCAUGUUUGAUUACGGAGACUUUUGUUUAAUUCUGUGUUGGAUUGUCAUGUUUGAUGUUUGUUGCAAUUUGUAGUCGCUGGAUUUGUACUUGGAUUUAUGUGGCUUUUUAGUUUUGGUCUGAGAACAUGCACGUAGAUAUCACUGCCUAGUUUGAUA
This is a messenger RNA of Cajanus cajan (pigeon pea), 2134 nucleotides long. RefSeq names its product transcription factor TCP4. Gene Ontology annotation, cellular component: nucleus. The record is from RefSeq and is a predicted model, not a curated record. Gene Ontology annotation, molecular function: sequence-specific DNA binding; DNA-binding transcription factor activity. NCBI's taxonomy places the organism in Eukaryota, Viridiplantae, Streptophyta, Magnoliopsida, Fabales, Fabaceae.